Messenger RNA from Ipomoea nil (Japanese morning glory), 1896 nucleotides. RefSeq lists its product as uncharacterized. The transcript has 3 exons. Gene Ontology annotation, molecular function: DNA helicase activity. The record is from RefSeq and is a predicted model, not a curated record. Lineage: Eukaryota; Viridiplantae; Streptophyta; Magnoliopsida; Solanales; Convolvulaceae. Bases 1 to 1896 code for a protein of 631 amino acids. Gene Ontology annotation, biological process: telomere maintenance; DNA repair.
AUGUUCACUGCAUGGUUUGAUGCUAACAGCAAAUACAGCGAGGCAAGAAAUUUGACUUACGCUGAAAUGCCAACAAAAUUUGUAUGGAAAAAAGAUAAGAGAGAGUGGCAUCCAAGGCAAAGGAAGUUUGCAAUUGGUCGUAUUUUUUAUGUUCCGCCAAAUAGCGGAGAAAUCUUCUAUCUUAGAUGUUUACUAAAUAUUGUGCGUGGACCAAGAUCCUUUGGUGAAAUUAAAUAUUUUGAGGGGGUGCAAUAUACUUCAUUUAGAGAUGCCUGUUAUGCACAUGGUUUAAUCGAGGAUGAUAAAGAGUAUGUUGACGCGAUCAGUGAAGCAGCGAUAUGGUCCUCAGCACAUUCUUUACGUAAAUUGUUUGUAACUUUAUUGACAUCAAAUUCAAUGGCAAAACCAGAAAAAGUAUGGGAUAUUGUUUGGAAAUACCUAGCUGAUGAUGUUGAGUUCAAUGCUAAAAUAAAUACAAGUAAUCCAGAAGAAAAUGGGGCACUCAUGGAAGUGGAGAAGUUGUUGAAUACUUGGAACUGGUCUCUAAGUGAUUAUCCACCAAUGUCGAUGCCAGUGGGAAGUCAUGAAUACUAUUUCGGUAAUCGGUUGUUAUACGAAAAAUUGGCGUACGACAAAGAAGCGUUAAAGCUAGAACAUGAAUCACUGUUUUCUAAACUAACUGAUGAACAAUUACUCAUAUACAACAAAGUGAUGGUGGAUGUUGAAUCUAAUAAAGGUGGUUUGUUCUUUGUUUAUGGAUAUGGUGGAACUGGCAAUACAUUUUUAUGGAGGACACUGUCGGCUACUUUAAGGUCAAAGAGAGAAGUUGUUUUGAAUGUAACAUCAAGCGGUAUAGCCUCACUACUUUUACCGGGUGGAAGGACUGCACACUCAAGGUUUCCUAUCCCCAUUGCAGUGAAUGAAAACGCAACUUGCAACAUUAGCCAAGGUAGUCCACUUGCUGAAUUGAUUAUAAAAGCUAGGUUAAUCAUAGGGGAUGAAGCUCCGAUGAUGCACAAGCAUUGUUUUGAAGCACUAGAUCGGACGAUGAGAGACAUUGCGAUUCACCAAUCCAAAAAGCUUAGAAAUGUUUUUUGGUGGAAAAACAGUUGUACUUGGAGUACUACGCUUAACAAAGAAUCUGAGGUUGCGUGGUAUUCAAGUGCAGAAGAAGUUGAAAAGUUAGACAGUUUUGCAAAAUGGAUUGCUGAUCUAGGAGAUGGAAAUUUAGGAGAAGAAAAGAAUGGUAUCUUCAAUAUAAGGAUUCCAGAUAAUUUUGUUCUAAGAAAUGAAGUUGACCCCAUAGCAAAAAUUGUCCAAAGCACAUUUCCUUUGUACGGUCAGGGUCAACUAGAUCAUAAACAUUUGGAGUCUCGAGCUAUAUUAGCUCCAACAUUAGAUGUUGUGGACAAGGUGAAUGAAUACAUGAACAGUAUGAAUGAGGCAACUUCCAAGACAUAUUUGAGUUGUGAUUCGGUUUGCAAGUCAGAUACAAAUGCUGAUAUGUUAUCGGAGGUUCACACUACAGAGUUCCUUAACAGUUUGAGAUGCUCCGGUGUUCCAAACUAUUCUUUAACAUUAAAGUUUGGAUCGCUAAUUAUGCUGCUCAGAAAUAUAGACCACUCCUUGGGAUUGUGCAAUGGUACAAGGUUGAUCAUUACACAAUUAGGAAACCAUGUGAUUGAAGCUCAAAUUCUAUGUGGCAACAAUGUAGGCACCAGGGUACUAAUACCACGAUUGGGAUUAACUCCUUCUGACCUAAGACUACCGUUUAAAUUUCAGAGAAAGCAAUUUCCAAUAAUGUUGUCAUAUGCUAUGACAAUAAACAAGAGUCAAGGACAAACUUUAUCUAAUGUCGGACUACUAUUAAAGAAACCCGUGUUUAACCAUGGAUAG